Messenger RNA from Bipolaris victoriae FI3, 906 nucleotides. RefSeq lists its product as hypothetical. The record is from RefSeq and is a predicted model, not a curated record. The transcript has 3 exons. Bases 1 to 906 code for a protein of 301 amino acids. NCBI's taxonomy places the organism in Eukaryota, Fungi, Ascomycota, Dothideomycetes, Pleosporales, Pleosporaceae.
AUGGCUACAAUCACACAGACCGAGCCCGCGCUCUCCAUGUGGGCUGUCGCAAACCCUACGCAGAAGCCUUUGAAGAUUGACGGCACAGACGAGACCUACGGUGAUUGGCGGGAUGAUCUGGUUUGCGAUGGUUACGCAAUCAUCAAGGGAGCUAUCCCAGCCGAUAAAGUAGAGAGCUUCGCGGAUCGCAUGUACUCACUUAUCGAGGGAUUUGAGCUUGGAUACAACCGCAACGACUCAUCGACGGUUCAUCCCGGCAAGCUGCCAGACAUACGCAGCGAGCCCGGUAUCGUCAAUGCAUUCGAGAAAGUAUAUCAGGACGAGGAUUUAAUCGUGUCCUUUGAUGCUAUCAACUAUGGCUUCGCUAACCGCACAAACCUUCCUAAGAACUCGCCAUGGCCUCACCAGGACCAGGAUCCUGAGAAGCCAGGUUUCCGCUGCCUGCAGGGUCUUGUUAAUUUGCACCGCGCUGGUCCUAACGAUGGUGGACUGAUCGUGUGCAAGGGAGCUCACUUGCUUAGUGAGCAAUUCCACAAGGACAUGAAGGAUGAGAAGCGCAUCCCCGCCUGGACCCCAGAAUGGUACGGAUACACUGGUGCAGGCAUCAAGUGGCCUGAGGAGCACGGCUGCGAGUGGUACAAGGUCGAGGCUGAGGCUGGCGACCUGAUCGUCUGGGACUCAAGAGCCCCCCAUUACAACGUACCUACAACCUCUGAUGUCGACCGCCUAUGUGUGUAUACUUGUUACAUGCCAGUCAAGGAUGCCACACAAGAAGAGCUUGUUCGCAAGAAGGAUGCUUUCGAGAAGCGUCUUGGCACAACUCACUGGCCAAAUGCCAGGAAUAUUGGCUGGAACGAGGCCAAGAGGAAUGGUAAAUUGGACAAGAUCCAGCGCGCAAGGCCUUAG